AUGGCUGAAGACAACUGUUCCUUGGCAUCUGAUCCAGAGUCUCGUUUCAAGCUCAUUUUCCUCACACCUAAAAGUUCGACGCAAGAUAUUCUGCAAUAUCUUCUGAAGAAAUUUCCUCGAGAGCUAGGCAGCAUCAGUCCACAAAAACACAGCGCCUUCAUUACCUCGGGAAUGGAUCAAUAUACGCCCGGUCCAGAAGCAAAUCCAACUAUCGGGGCGCCUGGUGUUGAGGAGCGCGUAGACGAGAAUAAAGUGGAGAUGGUUGUCAAUGGGGGUGUAGAAGUGCUCAGGCGUGCAGUCAAUGAGCUGAAAUUGGUACAUCCGUAUGAGGAAGUGGGUUAUGAAGUAUAUCGCUUGGAAUGUACCUCGUAG
Messenger RNA from Serpula lacrymans var. lacrymans S7.9, 372 nucleotides. RefSeq lists its product as uncharacterized. NCBI's taxonomy places the organism in Eukaryota, Fungi, Basidiomycota, Agaricomycetes, Boletales, Serpulaceae. Bases 1 to 372 code for a protein of 123 amino acids. The record is from RefSeq and is a predicted model, not a curated record. The transcript has 3 exons.